UACUACUGAGCUCCAAAUGCUCCCCGACUCUUUUAUUUUUGAGGCAGGGUCUCCCUAAGUUCCUGAAACUGGCUUUGAAUUUGAGAUCCUCCAGCCUGCACCUCCAGAGUCGCUGAGAUUACAGAUGUGCGCCACCGCGCCGUGCUACUUCUUCAAUUUUGAUAAACCAGGGACAAUCUCGCAAGAACUCAAUAGCAUACCGCCCGUGGCUCCACUUCUUGAGUGUCAGCUGAUCACAGUGGGCGGGCUCCGAAUAUUCAUUCAUAAGAAAGGCACUUGGAGUGCCAGGGGCCAUUUUGGAAGACACAGAAGAAAGGAAGCAGGAAGGGACUCCCCCAGCCGCCCCCAGCCGAGGGCGCGCGGAGAAGCAGCAGCUUGGCCUUGCCAUUUCGCGUGCAGACCAAGGUUCCCCGGGGCAGGGUGCCCCAGUCGCCGGCUUAGUCUUUCUGGAACCCGCACUCACUUGCCUCACAAGGCUCCUGCGAGGGAUCCUGCUACCAGGAAAGAAUUUCAGCUCGAAUCACAUGGCCACUGUGGACAUGAACAUGUAUGGACUUGGAGACUCUAUGUGGCAAGCUGAAAAGGUCCCUCCUGGAGUGCAGAAUCAGAUAGAAAUGGAGGAUCGUCGACUGAGAAAAAGGCAGAAUGACUCUCUCUCAGAAGCUACGAGUGCUUUACUGAAUUCUGAAGGAAAAGUGAUGAAGCCUGAAAUUGAGAGGAAAGAGGAUAACAAAGACAGAAUAGGACAAGAUUUGGACCAAUCUUUGCAUACUAUCCAGUCAUGUGCUCAGAAUGACCUUGAGUCCAUGCAGGAUCCUGAGGAAAUCCUGAAUUUAUUGAAACCAUGGAUUGAGAAUAGCUCGGGUAUGAGUAUUUUCCCCUUGCAAACAAAUUUGUACCAAAGAAAUGUAACACAUACAGUUGUCAUGAAUGCUUCCAGUGCACUGGACUUCCUCAGAGAGAGAAAAAGUAGAAGCCGGUCGUAUUCAAGAUCACAGUUGCACACAAAGAGGGCCCCUGUCUAUGUACAAGAAGAAAUUGACCUAGAAAAGAAGGCUGCUAAACUUUUUAACAUGACAGAACCUAUACACAAAAAACAUUUGGAUUUGACUGAAUCCACAAACGUUGAGAUGAAAUUUUUCUCAACAAGAAAGGCGUUACAGCGCAUUAAGGAGAUUGUCGCUCGAUCUGUUUCUGCAUUUGGAAAUACUGAUGGCGGAUAUUUGUUCGUUGGUUUAAAUGCCCAGGAAAUAGAAAGAAGUGGUCCUGAAAGAAAGCAGCGUUAUUUCUCGAAGAUAGAAAGUGAAAUCGAAAAGCAUAUUAGCAGGCUGCCUGUCUAUCAUUUCUGUAAGGAGAAAGCGAAGAUUAAUUACUCAUGCAAAUUCCUAGAAGUCCAUGAUGAAGGAGGUCUGCAUAGAUAUUUCUGUGCACUCCAUGUGGAGAGAUUCUGCUGUGCCGUGUUUGCCAAGGAGCCCGUCCUGCUUGUGAAAAAGAAACCUGUUUUAUACUUGACCAAGGAGGAGCGUAUCAAGUACAUCACGGAUGCCAAGCAAGGUUUUUCCAGCUUAUCUAAAGAAGCGUCUCUUCCGCCAGUGCUCACAGAGAAGAUGAGAUGUAUUCCAGAAGCCCUCUGCAGGGAACUGUUCUCGCAAGAGGAAGCACUUGAACAGUUAGUACAGAAGGAGACGGGCUCCAUUGGUCAAGGCAUACUGAUCUUCUCUAGGAGCUGGUCUGUGGAUCUGCACUUGCCAAAGAACGAGGAAGUCAUCUGUGAUGCACUUCUGAUUUCCAAGGACAAUCCACCGGUCCUGUACACCUUCCUCAGGAUGGAAGAGGAAUUAGAAAAUGGUUCCACUCUCCACAGGGAACUAGAUGAGAAGAUAAAGGGGUAUUCUUCCCAAACUGCCCAAGUUUAAAGCAGAUGCUUACAAAACUUGGUAAUUAUACUGAGAAAAUAUGUAUCACGACGAAGAUAUUCUGCUUGAACCCUAAGGGAAAAAUAAUUGCCUUUUAUGAUUCAAGUGAGAAAGCAUUUUAUCCUGCGUCCUACUAUGUUGCAACAUUUGAAACCAUGAUAGACCAGCUGAAUGCUCUUUUUAUGGUCUUAAAGAAACUCGGGUCUGUGAGUGAGCAGUGGGCCUCUGAGAUUUUCAAUUAAUAUAGAUCGCUUAUAGGAAAAUUCCCUGAGGAGGUUUAAAUGGUGUCAAGGCCUCAUCCAAAUCAUAGAAGGUGCACUGGGCUACUGAGAAAUUUUUCAUCAUAAAGAGGAUGAUGAUCUCCAAGUCUGAAAAAUGAUCUCCAAAAAUGCUGCAAGCAAAGCAACUUCACCUAAUUGGAAAAAUAAAUGUAGCCUGUGUUUACUUCUUCCUGAGCCUUUGGGGAUUAUGAUUUGGGAGAUUUUAGAAUUCAAGUGUUCCAGACUCGGAACAUAUGUAAAAAGAUUUUUACAUAUGUAAAAAGAUUAUGCUUAAGGGUGAUUAGGAAACUUAAUCAGUUCACUAUUCUGUGCACGAUGGUUAUUUACUCGGUUCCUGGUUCAUGGAUAGACUUUGUUCCAUUUUUGGAUCAGGACAGACUGCUGACCCUUAACAAGAAUGAGAACUGUCCAGGACCUACUCAUAGAACUUUGUAACUUGGAAAAUAUCAUUGUUGAUGAAAGUCAUAAUUUCCCCAGUGGGAAUGAAAAAGAAGGGAAAUGUCAUCUCCCCCAAAGAAAGACCCCAGGAAUUCUUUAGGUCUUCUUGGACUACUUUACCUCUGCUCACUUGGAGGAGUCGAAACUUUCCUGAUCACUCUCGUAGCACCCUUAAAUACUCACCCGAAAAGUUAUUUUUCUACAAAUGGUUCUGAAUAAAGAAUGUGAGUGGAUGAAAUCCUACAAAAGCUCUCUCACUCAUCUCUGGGGGAAAGCAGCUGAAGGAAGUAGAAACCCUCACCGAUAUGGAGAGUUUCCAUAAGAAGAGGAGCACCAGGGUUUGGCGUUUCUCCCUCAUCAAAGAUGAGCUAGGGACUGUCCUGAAUCCAGUGGAGCCAGAUACAUCCUGGCUGCGGUGUUCUGAGUCCACGUCCAGGAGGCUCAGUGGGUCCUUGGAACAGAGAAUAGAGCUGGGAGCCCCGCAAGGCGCAGUUGAGAGGAGAGGAGCAAGGCCCUCAGAAUUCUGAGAAGAAGUAAACAUUACACAGACCAAAUUUACAAGCCACGUUGUCGUUUGAAUGUAAAAGAUAAUGACCUGUGCUGGUCAUUAUCCUGAAAGACGUAAUCCCAAACUCCAUCAUUGCAAAUGUUUAAAUCCCAAAAGAUCAAAAUGCCGAGUCUGGAACACUUGAAUUCUAAAAUCUCCCAAAUCAUAAUCCCCAAAUGCUCAAAUCUCCAAUGGUGAAAUUCUAAAAAGUUCCAAUUCCCAAAACCACAAAUCCCUGAAAAAAAAGAGGUCAUUUAGAGGGACAGGAAGCUGAAUUCUGGGGAAGUGACUGGCCACGGGUCAAGGCGGUGUGUCAAGGCAACAGUGACAACUUCAAUGUAAAUGUGUCAUGGUGUGCACUGACGUUCCCUCCUGAUGAUGAAACUCCAGGAGCUUAUGUUGAGUUCAAGUCAUGUUUGCCUGAAGGAGCCAGAGAGGUUACUGACUUGUGUAAUAUGGACACCAGCACCGUAUGAUAAGAAGACGCUAUGCAUGUUACUGUUCCGGUCACUGUAUUGUUCCUGCAAUCCUUGGUCUGUAUGGGAACGCAUGUGGGAUAGGUUUCCACGUCUCCAAAACACAGCACGGAGGUUGCGAAUAUUUCAUAGGAAUUGCUUGCGUCAGUAUUUAUCGAACAUGCAACAGUUUUGAAAGGAGCAGUGCCAUGAAGGAAAUGGACGUCAAUGUGUUCUCUCAGGAGAGCCAAGUCCUAAAGCUCAAAAGCAGCCAUUCAUGGCAGUCAGUGCUUCACAGUAAACCAGGCUCGCUGACACCCACCUGUUAUCCCAGUGACUUGGGAGGCUGAGGCAGGAGGAUUGUGAGUUCAAAGCCAGCCUCAGCAAAAGCGAGGCGCUAAGCAACUCAGUGAGACCCUGUCUCUAAAUACAAAAUAGGGCUGGGGAUGUGGCACAGUAGUUGAGUGCCCCUGAGUUUAAUGGCCGGUACACCCCCAUCUAUCUAUCUAUCUAUCUAUCUAUCUAUCUAUCUAUCUAUCUAUCAUCUAUCGUUAAUGAGCUGGAGGCCUGAGGUUCAACCAGAUUUUAUGGAGUUGGAGUACAGUCGUGCAUACAAUGUAUCCCUUUAAUGCACAGUCAUACGAUGAGUUUAAUUAAUCUUUUUUUUCUAUGUUUGAGCAUUUUCUCUUCAUAUCAUUUCCAGUACUGGAAAUAUAGAUGUGUAAUGACUUUUAGAGAGUCCAAUUUUGUUUCUGCACUUUUGCAAAUUGGACUCCAUGAAAGUACAUUACCAUAGCGUUGUGUUGACUUUCUACAGAAUUAUUGUGCGUAUAGAUAAAAAUGGCGAAACUCCCUCCAUAAGUGAAAGUCUUUCUGGUAGAUCUGGGAUUGGAAGGAUAAAAUUAUAAAGAUUCCAGUUCUUGGGUGGUUUUAGAGACAGCGGUGACUCUCCUGGUUUUGAUCAGGCUCAUCAGUAGAUUUGGGUUAUCCUUCAUCGAAUUCGGGUGACUGCAGUAAAAAAUUGAUGUGGACACAGUUGCCAAUCUGAGUGGUCCACAUUUGUAUGUGUCGUUGUCGGAAGUAUUUCUUUUGGAUACAGUGAAUCUGCUGAGAAUUGUUAUGCAAAUGCAACUAUCUUUUGGACCCUUGAGGGUUCAUCAUUACCCUGAGGUAAUUUCAUACUCAAGAAGAGAGAAGUGAGAAAAAGGCCUCCCACCAACACCAGUGUCUGUCACGGGAAUUGCAUGGUUAUGUCUUUGAGAUGAGACUGGAGCUCUUCUCCUCCCAGUUCAUGAAUGGUGAUUCAGAGGAAGGACAUCUGCAGCCUGAGGACUGAGAGGAAUGAGGAUGGACUCUGAUCCAGAACCACCAGGAUGUUCCUGAUAUCGUGCCAAAUUCUCCUGGAAUUUGGCAUGAAGGACCGGAGGGGAUAAAAAGUCAGCAAAUGCAUCCUCCUCCCAGGGAAUUCUGAAAUUCUCUAGAAGCAGGGCUGUGGACCUGGACUUGCAAGCCAAGCAGGGAGUCAUCUGGGAUUCUCUGCUGAUCCCACUGAGCAGCAUCUCCGUCCUCUGCAUUGUCCUCCGGGAGCAGGAUGCAGAAGGUAAUAAAAGGAUCUGUGAGGCAGUGUCCCGGAAAACCUUCAUGAAGAGGGACUUUGAAGACAUUCAACACAUCACUGUGGAUGAAGCUCAGAAUUUCCACACUGAAAAUGGGGACUUAUAUGGGAAGGCAAAAGCCGUCACUCAGAGGGAAAAGGAAGUCCAGAAAUUCUCUGGAACUUUCUGAACCAUUUUCAGACCAGCCGCUUGGAUGUUAGCGGUCUCCCUCCUCUUUCAUCCCAGUAGCUAAGAGCUCACCAGAGUGAUCCCCAAUGCAGAUGAAGUCGCCCAAUACCUACCAGAAGUGAUGAAGGUCAUUAGAAGAAAACCACCAUGCAACAUCCCCCAUGGGUCCUUGGAGGUGCUUAUGAAAGCCGAACAACUUCGGGGUUCUAAGGAACUAUGCCAAUUGAGAGAGAGAUUAGAAAUGUGAGCCACUGCAUCUGCAUUUUUUCCUGAAUUCUUGAAAUUUGUCUUUGCUCUAUUGAUUCAGGACAUGGAAGAUUCCCGAGAUAAUUCAGUCACUGAAUUAUCUCAAGCAUUUUGGCAGAACAAAGAGCACUGGUAUGGAUAUGUAAGGUACUUCAGUUGCCCUUUUUCAGAGAAAUUUUAGACCAAGAGAAAGCACACAUACACACCUCUUUUUUUUUUUCUGGAUUUCAACAGGAGAUUGUAUUAUGGAACAGAAUCAGAUUCUACAGGUGUGUAUAAGCUCCUAAGGAACAGGAAUAGGAAAGAAAGUCUUUUAAAAUCUACAAGUCUUCUGGGGAUGUCACUUUGUGGUAGGUUCUUACCAAGCAUGCCUCUGGUCCUGGGUUAGACUCACGUGGACACAUCCCAACAUCAAUAGCCUUGAAAUGACGAAUUCUCAUCUCAGUUCUACUUACUAAUGUAUAACAUAGCUACUGAAGUAUUAAUUCGAUCUUUUUUUUUUACCAUUUUUAUUAAGAAUUUUUCAUUUGUUAUUUUUAGUUGUAUAGGACAGUAGAGUGUAUUUUGACACAUUAUACAUAAGUAGGGAGGGAAGAAUAAAAGUAUUGACUCAUCCUUAAA
This is a messenger RNA of Marmota monax (woodchuck), 6288 nucleotides long. RefSeq names its product ribonuclease SLFN12-like. The transcript is spliced from 6 exons. The coding region runs from base 525 to 1916 and encodes 463 amino acids. The record is from RefSeq and is a predicted model, not a curated record. Lineage: Eukaryota; Metazoa; Chordata; Mammalia; Rodentia; Sciuridae.